AUGAGCAUUUCCGGUAGCGAUGUCAAACGAUCGUCCUUUCCUGUUGGUGAAUCAGGUACGAAUGUAACAACAGUAACAUUUGGUCAUCGUUCAGGCAAAUUAUUGGCAACUGGCAGUGACGAUAAUGCCAUUCAUAUUUAUGUCAUUGGUCAACCAACCUCACUACUUACAUCACGAUGUCAAACAACUGCUAUCAGUGCAUUACGAUUUUCCAACGAAGAAAAUCUCUUAGCAUCGGGUAGUCGAUCUGGUGCAGUCAAAAUAUGUGAUCUUGAAAGUCAAAAAGUCAUGCAUCCAGGUGGACAUAAAACAUGUAUUCGUUCAAUUGAAUAUUUUCCGUCGAGUAACAACUUUUUAGCAACAGGCGCUGUCGAUGGAACAGCGAAGCUUUGGGAUCCAAGACGAAAAGGCUUUAUAUUCCAUUAUACAGGGCAUAAUGGAGCCAUAAACGCAUUGAAAUUUUCACCUGACGGCCGAUUUUUAGUUACCGCUUCAGAUGAUACAGCUAUUCAAAUGUGGGAUGUCACAGCUGGUAAAAUAAUAAAAGCUUUUCAACAACAUCAAGGACCUGUAUUUACUAUUGAGUAUCAUCCACGAGAACUCUUACUAGCAUCAGGAGGUGCUGAUAGACGAACUAAAUUUUGGGACCUGGAAAAACUUCAAUUUAUUGGUGAAACAGAACUUGAAACAUCAGCAAUCAAAUGUUUGGCAUUUGAACCGUCAAGUGCUAAUUACUUACUUACAGGUUCAAAUGAUACGUUACGCGUUUAUAAUUGGGAACCUGUUCAAUUACUUGAUAGUGUUCCAAUGGGUUGGAAAAAUGUUGUUGAUAUGACUAUACAUAGAGAUCAACUCUUUGGAGCAUCUGUUUCACAAAAUGAAGUUUGUAUUGGUACAAUUAACCUUUCAAGUUUAAAAACUAAACGACGUAUUUCACCAGUUCGUGACUAUUUUCCAAGUGAUCUUAAAGCACCGUCUAUUGCAACUAGUACAAUGUCCGGUCGACGAAGUCAUUAUCAACCAAUGGCUGUUAAAGAUGAACAUGUCAAACUGAAACCAGAACCAACUAGUGCUAGUAAUAUUGAUGAUUCGAAAACAUCGGUUGCUGAUAGUGUUAUGAUAGAUAAUCAAGCUGAUUAUGAACGAAUUUUUCGUGGUAAAGCACGUCUGCCACGUUCCCCUAGUCAUCAAGGCGGUUCAACAGUAUCUUCGUCAAUAUCAUCUGGAGUACCUGAAACACAGUCAUCGAAAUCUGAAGUUUCAUCAGAACCAUCAUUUUCUUAUACAACAUCGACUGGAUUUUCUAAAUCACCAUCGACAAAUGAAGUUUCGUCAGUACCUGCACCUACCACAGCGAAACCAAAAACUUCUCAAUCUACUUCAUCGCCACCACCACAAAUUGAUCGACCUAUGCAUCCUGCUCGAAUGCCUAAUCCACCGGUAGUUCCAACUGAACAGCCUCGAACAAACGAACAAAUUUUCGCUAGUUUAUCAAAAGCUAAUCAAACAAUUAACACUGUACAACAACAACGUAGAAGUAAUUUAUCAUUAUUGAUUGAUCUAUCACGCAGUAAUACUACACAAAUCACAUUUCAAGCAAUUAUUAAUACAAGAGAUCUUUCACUUGGUUGUUUUCUACUACGUUUUGUUCUUGAAAAACUAGCCAAACGUGAUUGGAAUCUUGAAUUAUGUACAUUAAUUUUACCAGCUAUACGUGACCUGAUCAAAUCACAUUACUAUGUUUACAAUAUGACAGCAUGUCAAGCACUGGAACGAAUACUGACAAACUUUGGUAAAUUGAUCUAUGAUAAUGUUGGCGCUAAAUCAAUUGGUGUAGAUUUGAGCCAACAAGCUCGACGUGACAAAUGUCAAACAUGCCAUCAUGUAUUACAUGAAAUUCGGUGUGUAUUUGAAGAUCGUCUAAAAAAUAUAUCUGAUUUUCCAUCAAGACAAUUAUUCGAUGAUAAUUUACGACUAUUGAAUGCACUCGAGCGACCUUGA
Molecule: messenger RNA, 2001 nt
Organism: Rotaria socialis
Lineage: Eukaryota; Metazoa; Rotifera; Eurotatoria; Philodinida; Philodinidae
Source: the annotation of a GenBank genome assembly